This is a messenger RNA of Scheffersomyces coipomensis, 726 nucleotides long. Its product is annotated as protein-lysine N-methyltransferase. The record is from RefSeq and is a predicted model, not a curated record. Bases 1 to 726 code for a protein of 241 amino acids. The transcript has a single exon. Lineage: Eukaryota; Fungi; Ascomycota; Pichiomycetes; Serinales; Debaryomycetaceae. Gene Ontology annotation, molecular function: protein-lysine N-methyltransferase activity.
AUGGAUUCUGAUGAUGAACCUAUUACAUUGUCAGCGCAUGCAUUAGCGGCCUUAAUGGAAUUUAAAAAGGAAGAAAAUGAUAGAAUAGAAAGAUUUGAAUCUUUACAGAAAGCCGCUCAAGAUCGAUUUGAAAAGCAACAAAAAAUAUCAAUUGAUGAAUUUAAAGAAGAUUGGCAACUUUCCCAAUUUUGGUAUACUGAUGAAACCGCUGCUAUACUAGGAAAGGCCCUUCUUGAAGGAGCUGAUGAAGAUACUGUGAUUGCUAUUGCUAGUGCUCCAUCAGUUUAUGCGGCCAUUAUAAAUUUCCCUCCUGAAGAAAUUCCAACAAAACAUAUAUAUUUACUUGAAUAUGAUACUAGAUUUGAAGUAUUAGGAGGAGAUCAUUUUAGUUUUUAUGAUUAUAAUGAACCAAGUAAAGUUCCAGUUCAUCUUCAACAUAAAUGUCAUCGACUUUUAAUUGAUCCACCAUUUUUAGAAGAAGAAUGUCAAACCAAAUCAGCUCAAGCUGCAAAAAAUCUUUUAGUAGAAGAUCAUAAUGAAAAGACUAAGAAAGGUGAUUUAAAGUUUAAAAUCAUAUCAUCAACCGGAGAAAGGAUGCGUGAAGUUGUUAAAAAGAAUUAUCCUGAUACAACUUUAACUAGUUUCUUACCUCAACAUAAGAAUGGAUUAAGUAAUGAAUUCAGAUGUUAUGCAAGUUUUGAAUGUUCUCAUUGGAAAUUUGAAUAG